This is a messenger RNA of Etheostoma cragini (Arkansas darter), 5071 nucleotides long. It is a transcript of the gene ago2, whose product is annotated as argonaute RISC catalytic component 2. Gene Ontology annotation, biological process: regulation of DNA-templated transcription; regulatory ncRNA-mediated gene silencing. Gene Ontology annotation, cellular component: RISC complex. The transcript is spliced from 20 exons. Gene Ontology annotation, molecular function: endoribonuclease activity, cleaving siRNA-paired mRNA; RNA binding; protein binding. The record is from RefSeq and is a predicted model, not a curated record. Bases 249 to 2882 code for a protein of 877 amino acids. Lineage: Eukaryota; Metazoa; Chordata; Actinopteri; Perciformes; Percidae.
UGGGUCUUUUCUGUGCUAUCUUUUCUCUCGGCUCCCGUUUUGUGUGUUGGGGGGAUGGGGCCGUGCCGAGGAUGAGAGACUCCAAAUAUUUACCACUUGGCUAACUAAAUAUCUUUAUUUCCGAACUGAGCUUCCUCUCUCGGUCUUGUAUAUACAACUUUUCGACCACGCAUGAGUUUAAGUGGAAUUUGUCCAAAAUAAAGUGGAGUAUCUGUACGUCCACGACACACGCUUAAAAACUCGACAAAAUGUAUUCCUCUGCUGCAGUCACCGAGAUGCAAGAGGGACCCCGUUCCUCUGGAUCAACAGGCUCUGACCCCCCUGUUGUAGACCCGCCAUCCUCCCCAGUGCCAGAAUAUGUGUUCAAGCCACCAUCACGGCCAGACUUUGGCACCAUGGGCAGGACAAUCAAGCUCCAGGCCAACUUCUUUGAGAUGGAAAUCCCCAAAUUGGAGGUCUACCAUUAUGACAUUGACAUCAAGCCCGAGAAAUGCCCCAGGAGGGUCAACCGUGAAAUUGUGGAGCACAUGGUCCAGCACUUUAAAACACAAAUCUUUGGUGACCGAAAGCCAGUUUAUGAUGGGAGGAAGAAUCUCUACACUGCCAUGCCCUUGCCCAUAGGCAGAGACAAAGUGGAGCUUGAGGUAACCAUUCCAGGUGAAGGCAAGGAUCGCAGCUUCAAAGUUUCCAUCAAGUGGAUGUCCUGCGUUAGCCUGCAAGCGUUGCACGAGGCACUGUCAGGGCGGCUACCCAGCGUCCCCUUUGAGACUGUCCAAGCCUUGGAUGUGGUCAUGAGACAUUUGCCCUCUAUGAGGUAUACCCCGGUGGGCCGCUCUUUCUUCACUCCCUCAGAGGGAUGUUCGAACCCCCUUGGUGGUGGCAGAGAGGUGUGGUUUGGCUUUCACCAGUCUGUCAGGCCUUCCCUUUGGAAAAUGAUGCUCAACAUUGACGUUUCCGCCACUGCAUUCUACAAAGCCCAGCCUGUAAUUGAGUUCAUGUGUGAGGUCUUAGACUUCAAAAGCAUUGAAGAACAACAGAAGCCCUUAACAGACUCUCAACGAGUGAAAUUUACAAAGGAAAUCAAAGGCCUGAAGGUGGAGAUUACUCACUGUGGCCAGAUGAAGAGGAAGUACAGAGUGUGCAACGUGACCAGAAGACCAGCCAGCCACCAAACGUUCCCCCUGCAGCAGGAGAACGGCCAAACUAUUGAAUGCACAGUAGCACAGUACUUCAAAGACAAGUACAAGCUUAUUCUGAGAUACCCUCACCUCCCGUGUCUACAGGUGGGACAGGAGCAGAAACACACCUACCUACCUCUAGAGGUGUGUAACAUAGUGGCAGGACAGCGCUGCAUCAAAAAGCUGACAGACAAUCAGACCUCCACUAUGAUUCGUGCCACAGCACGAUCAGCUCCAGACCGCCAGGACGAGAUUAGUAAAUUGAUGAGAAGUGCCAAUUUCAACACUGACCCUUAUGUUCGUGAAUUUGGAGUGAUGGUGAGGGAUGAGAUGACAGAAGUGAAUGGCCGUGUCCUUCAAGCACCUUCCAUUCUGUAUGGAGGCAGGAACAAAGCAAUAGCCACACCAAUCCAGGGAGUAUGGGACAUGAGGAACAAACAGUUCCACACUGGCAUUGAGAUCAAAGUGUGGGCCAUCGCCUGCUUUGCACCACAGAGGCAGUGCACUGAACUCCUGCUUAAAGCAUUCACAGAUCAGCUGAGGAAGAUCUCUAGGGAUGCAGGCAUGCCCAUCCAGGGUCAGCCUUGCUUCUGUAAGUACGCCCAGGGAGCGGACAGCGUGGAGCCCAUGUUCAGGCACCUCAAGUACACCUACCAAGGCCUCCAGUUGGUGGUUGUCAUCCUACCGGGGAAGACGCCCGUUUAUGCUGAGGUAAAACGUGUUGGGGACACGGUACUUGGCAUGGCCACACAGUGUGUGCAGGUGAAGAAUGUUCAAAAGACAACACCUCAGACCCUCUCUAACCUCUGUCUGAAGAUCAACGUCAAGCUGGGUGGCGUCAAUAACAUCCUCCUCCCACAGGGCAGGCCAUUAGUUUUCCAGCAGCCAGUGAUCUUCCUUGGUGCAGAUGUGACUCAUCCGCCUGCUGGAGAUGGAAAAAAGCCUUCCAUUGCUGCUGUCGUUGGUAGUAUGGAUGCCCAUCCCAGCAGAUACUGUGCCACAGUGCGGGUGCAGCAGCACCGUCAGGACAUCAUCCAGGACUUGGCCACCAUGGUGAGGGAGCUGCUUAUCCAGUUCUACAAGUCCACCCGCUUUAAGCCCACCAGAAUCAUCUACUACCGCGAUGGCAUCUCUGAGGGUCAAUUCAACCAGAUGCAGGUCCUUCAGCAUGAACUGCUGGCGAUCCGCGAGGCCUGCAUAAAACUAGAGAAGGACUACCAGCCUGGUAUCACUUUUGUGGUUGUGCAGAAGAGACACCACACGAGACUCUUCUGUAUGGACAGAAACGAGAGGGUUGGGAAGAGUGGCAACAUUCCGGCAGGCACCACAGUGGACACCAAAAUCACUCACCCAUCAGAAUUUGACUUCUACCUUUGCAGUCACGCUGGCAUUCAGGGUACCAGCAGGCCGUCUCAUUACCAUGUGCUCUGGGACGACAACCACUUCUCUUCAGAUGAACUGCAAGUCCUAACGUACCAGCUAUGCCACACCUAUGUACGCUGCACCCGAUCAGUUUCCAUCCCAGCACCAGCUUACUAUGCCCAUUUGGUGGCAUUCCGGGCUCGCUAUCAUUUGGUGGACAAAGAGCACGACAGUGCCGAGGGCAGUCAUACAUCAGGCCAGAGUAAUGGGCGUGACCAACAGGCUUUGGCCAAAGCUGUUCAGAUCCACCAGGACACCCUGCGCACCAUGUACUUUGCCUGAGAGCACACAACCCCAGGUUGCCACGGGUGAGGGACCCCACUGACGGAACACACUACCCCUUGCUGUCUUACUGUCAGCUGUGGAUAUCAUCACAGUGGUUUGACAUAGUGAUCUCCUUACCUAACAUACCUGUCCAGUUACCCAUAUGUCGACAAUUGUACUUCAGCCCUUGACCCACCCAAAUCAAGCCAGCUAUUAGACUGUAAGCAGCAAAGGCAUCCCUCUUUCUUGGGGUUUGAGCUGGAAGAGGUUUUAUUUACAUCUCGUGCAUAAGUGUGUGUUUGUAUUUGUUGUAGGGAAAUAUGUUUCAAAGUAUGAAAGGAAAAGGAAAGGUUUGUACAUAGCAUUUUUAGAAAGAAAUUUACACUUUCUAAACUAGUGGGCAGUAUCAUACAUUGAGGUGAUUUAUAAUUUAGAAGAAGCCGUUUACCCUCUUGUUUUUUAUUGUAUGUUAGGGUCUUGGUGCUUGAAGGGAGAAGGAUCAAAUUAAUCAAAAUAUAAGGGGGCCUGUUCACUGUUUAUAUGCCUAAAGAUUUGCUCUUCUGACACAUUAUUUAUCAGCCAAUCAAAGCAAAGUGCACUGACCAAACUGGGUACUUCAAUCAGGACAAAAGUACCUAAUAUUUUGAGGGUAGUGUGAUUCACAUAGGGCACUAUGUGAUGAAAAGUGCCAUUUGAGACCACCUUUGUGUUGUCAUUUCUGUGCAAAACUAUGAAUUAUUAGGCCCACAUUUGCUGGGUGUUCAGUAUUUGUCCUUGAUUGACACUGAUGUCCAUUUUAUGCCAAAUCUGGUGACAAAUUACCAAAGGAUUCUUUGCAUCAGAUUUGUUAUCAACCCUUGAACCAACACUUAGUUUAUUCUGGAUGAGGGUUCGAAACAGAGAGAUUGAAACAACAGCAGCUGUAUCCCUCUUUGCCUCUCGUGUUAGCCUGAACUGAAAUAGUUUCACCAGUUACCCUAUUCCCAUGCUAAGACAUGGUGCAUUGGGACCGGUUCCCAACACCUUUCUGAUGUAGUCUGAGCCUGUUGAUAAAACAUUAACAUAGAGUGUAACUUUACUUUUUUUUUUUUUGUCCCUUUGGUUUUUAGUCUAAUUUCAUUUGAUUCAGUUUUGUUAUGAAUAUGCAUGUAGCUGACUCAUGUUUAGACACUUAGGCAUUUGUGAUAAUUGUUUAUUUCUUCCUUUUUAAUAUUAAGUCUACUUUUAUGUUUUAAUGUAAACAGCAGGAUAGUGUUUUCUGCGGUGUCUUUGUCAUAGCGGGAUAUUUGUGUGGCGUCCCGAUAUCCAGCCAUUCGGUACAGUGGAGUGAAAGCUGCAACAUUUUAGAGUUUUACUGAUUGAAAUUCCCUAAAAAAAAAACAUAUAUACAUAUAUAUAGUGUUUGCUCUAUGAAUUAGGAGCAGUCGUUGCACAAACGCUUGAGUUUUAUGCAAAUUACUUUUUGUGAGUCUUUAUACUAUAUAAUAAUGUUGGUAAUAAGGUAUAUUUUGAAUAAGCUUUCAGUGGAGGCUGCUGAAAAUAUUAGCAAUUUUUUUAACAACCGGCCCACAUGUAGUCUAAAUUAACACUGUCUAUUUGUAUACAGAUUUUAAAUGCAAUUAUUCUCUUGCCUUGUAAGACUUACGGUCUUACUUCAAAUAAUUCUAGAAAUUUCCUAACGUCCCACCUAAGUUGUACUACUAAGUUAAGCUGGCGAAUGUUCUUAUAUUCUUGAUUGGAGGCGAGUAGUCUAUAUUUUCUAACUAUGCAUCAUUUUUAACCAAGAGAUUUAGUAGUGGGACAUCUCACAUAAAUUUGGUCAUUUAUAGAGGUAGAUAGUCAGGGCUUUUUUUUUUUUUAGCAUGUUGCUUUUAGUAGCGUUUUUUUACUGCUUAUCAGCGUCUUCAUGCCUUUCUAAAGGGAUGAAGCAUUUGUGGUCAUUUGUAACAUUGUAGAUUUUAUAGCCUGAAAAUUCAAUGUAUCCUUUGUAACACAAUCUUUCUUAGCCAAACAAGAUUACUGACUUUUACAUGAUUAGUAUUCUAAAGACAUGGAAGCACAAAAGGACAUCCUGAUUCUAGGUGCUAGAAGUUUUCACUGUAAACCACCUUAAAUCCUCACUGGACUGGUCAAUGAGGCUUUUUAACUUGUAUGCUUAAAAAAAGAAAGAAAAAAAAGACGCUUCAUCAUUUUGAUGAUCUUUUCUC